Molecule: messenger RNA, 714 nt
Organism: Adineta steineri
Lineage: Eukaryota; Metazoa; Rotifera; Eurotatoria; Adinetida; Adinetidae
Source: the annotation of a GenBank genome assembly
AUGAAUGUAGUACAAACAUAUUUACAGCAAUUGGACAAUCGAAAACAACAAUAUGAAACAGAAAUAGUUGAAAUAACAAAAAGUAUAACAAAUUAUCAUCGAGUGAUACAACCAAUAAUUGAAAAGUUUAUUCUACAACAACUGUAUUCAUUACAUGUUAAAACUAUAUAUAGAACAAAGUUUAUCUAUAAUGAAUAUGAAUAUCAGCGAUUGCAAUCCAUUCUCAAUGAAACUAAGUUAAAUAACGAUCAAAUACAAGAAAUUUCACAUUUAUGUCAUUCAAUAUACGCAUAUCAAGAAAGUAAACAAGAAUUUACAUUAUUAGUACAUUAUAUGAGACAAAGCAAAGAUUUAUUACGAGUCUCAGAUACAAUUAAAGAUAUUAAGCUUCCAGCACAUUUUAAAAUCAUGCAGAAUCAAGAUAUUCGUCAACAAUUCAUUGAAUUACAUAGAACAAAUCUUGAUCAUUAUCAAAACAGAAUGAAAAAAUCUUUAUUGAAUCUUGCCAAAAUACGUAUGAAUGAGAAACAAAAGUUAUUUGAUGAUGCACAAACAAAUUCACAACAAAAACAACAUAAUUUGCCUCUCUGUCAACAAUUUAAUUGGAUAGUUAGAGAUACAAUUCAAUUGAUUUUAUCAAACAUUACAGAAAGUUUACGAACCAUGUAUCAAUUGAAAACAUUUGAAUUAUUGGGUAAAAUUUCAUUGAAUUAA